Messenger RNA from Sceloporus undulatus (fence lizard), 487 nucleotides. RefSeq names its product cytochrome c oxidase subunit 7B, mitochondrial. The transcript is spliced from 3 exons. The coding region runs from base 109 to 348 and encodes 79 amino acids. Gene Ontology annotation, biological process: mitochondrial electron transport, cytochrome c to oxygen. The record is from RefSeq and is a predicted model, not a curated record. Lineage: Eukaryota; Metazoa; Chordata; Lepidosauria; Squamata; Phrynosomatidae.
ACCUCUGUGGCGCAUGCGCGGUGGGCCCGCUUCCACCAGCGAGGGCGGCCAUUUUGUUUUUCAUUCCCUUUCCAAGGGUACGGCUCUAGUUCUGAGGGGAGACCCAGGAUGCUUCCGUUGGCGAAGGGCGCCUUUGGCCGCGCAGCCCGCAGCAUCCAGCUUUCUGUGGCGAGACAAGUCCAUCACAAGCAUGGACCCGACUUCCAUGACAAGUACGGCAACCUGAUUCUCCUCGGAGGAGUGGCAUUCUGCGUCUCCAUUUGGAGCUACGUCGUGACGCAAACGGGGAUUGAGUGGAAUUUGUCUCCCGUCGGCCGGAUCACGCCAAAACCGUGGAGAGAGGAGUGAAGAUGCCUUUGGAAACCUUCUCUACGAAGUUGGGAACAGCCACGGACUUGUACACUUUCACUGGAACGUCCCUAUGGCACGCCUAGGAUGCCAGAGUUGUCUCUAUUACCUGUGAUGUAAUAAAUGUAUUUAAAAUUAA